Rubroshorea leprosula is the source of this 2414-nucleotide messenger RNA. The record is from the annotation of a GenBank genome assembly. NCBI's taxonomy places the organism in Eukaryota, Viridiplantae, Streptophyta, Magnoliopsida, Malvales, Dipterocarpaceae.
AGCUAAAGGAGCAGUUAUAGGAGUUGUUGGACAAGGGUUUUAUUAGGCCUAGUGUGUCUCCUUGGGGUGCUCCUGUAUUAUUUGUAAAAAAGAAAGAUGGAAGCAUGAGGCUUUGUAUUGAUUAUAGGGAGUUAAAUAAAGUGACCAUUCGAAAUAAAUAUCCUUUGCCUAGGAUUGAUGAUCUGUUUGAUCAGUUGAAGGGGGCACAAUUUUUCUCCAAAAUUGAUUUGAGAUCUGGGUAUCACCAGUUGAAGAUUAAGGGAGAAGAUGUUUCCAAAACUGCUUUUAGAACUCGAUAUGGACAUUAUGAAUUUCUGGUAAUGCCGUUCGGGUUGACUAAUGCACCGGCAGCAUUUAUGGAUAUGAUGAAUAGGGUGUUCAAAUUGUAUCUAGAUAAAUUUGUGGUGGUGUUUAUUGAUGAUAUCUUGGUGUACUCUAGAAACAAAGUUGAGCAUGAGGAACAUUUGCGCUUGGUGCUACAAAUUCUAAGGGAGAAGAAGCUUUAUGCAAAAUUCAAAAAGUGUGAGUUUUGGUUGAAUAGUGUGGCAUUUUUAGGACAUGUGGUGUCUAAGGAUGGAGUCUCUGUGGAUCCAGAUAAAGUGAAGGCAGUGGUGGAGUGGAGCAGGCCGACUAAUGUUACUGAGGUUCGAAGUUUUUUGGGCUUAGCGGGGUAUUACAGGAGAUUUAUAGAAGGUUUUUCUUGCAUAGCAAUACCUUUAACUCAGUUAACUCAAAAAGGAGUGAAAUAUGAGUGGACUGAUGGUUGUGAGCAGAGUUUUCAGGAGUUAAAGAAUCGAUUAGUUUCAGCUCCAAUCUUAACCAUUCCUGAUGAUAGUGGUGGGUUUAUUGUUUAUAGUGAUGCUUCCAAGAAGGGGUUAGGUUGUGUGUUGAUGCAACAUGGUAAGGUUAUUGCUUAUGCCUCUAGACAAUUGAAACCAUAUGAGAAAAACUACCCAACUCAUGAUUUAGAGCUCGCUGCAGUUGUUUUUGCUUUGAAAAUUUGGAGGCACUACCUUUAUGGUGAGCGGUGUGAGAUAUUCACUGAUCAUAAGAGUUUGAAGUAUGUUUUCACACAAAAGGAAUUGAAUAUGAGACAGAGGAGAUGGUUAGAGUUGUUGAAGGAUUAUGAUUUAACUAUCAGUUAUCACCCGGGUAAGGCAAAUGUAGUAGCUGAUGCAUUGAGUAGGAAAGAUCAUGGGAACUUGGCCACUUUAGUCACUUCAAAUAGGCAGAUUCUGAGAGACCUGGAAAUGAUGCAAAUGGAGAUUAGAGGGCCUAGUUAUGGUGUUCAGUUGGCUACCUUGGUUGUUCGACCUACUCUAAUAGAAAGAAUUAAAAUUGUUCAACAAAGUGAUCUAUUCUCACAAAAGGUUAAGCAAAAAGUGGAGUCUGGACAUCCACAAUGGAAGAAGUUUAAAAUUCAUGAAGAUGGCUCUGUGAAGGCAGAGCAUCAGAGGCCAGCAGGUCCUUUGCAAUCACUUCCUAUUCCUGAAUGGAAGUGGGAGCACAUUACCAUGGACUUUGUAUCCGUUUCUGAUAGAGAUACACGAUUUGUGGCACACUUUUGGAAGAGUUUACAUAAGGCACUAGGCACUAGGCUGAAUUUUAGCACUGCUUACCAUCAACAGACAGAUGGACAAUCAGAAAGAACUAUUCAAGUUUUGGAAGACAUGCUGAGAGCUUGUGUUUUGGAUCUGAAAGGUGCUUGGGAUGAACAUUUGCCUUUAGUUGAGUUUGCUUACAAUAAUAGCUAUCAAGCAAGUAUUCAGAUGGCGCCUUAUGAGGCUUUAUAUGGCAGGAAAUGUAGGUCCCCAAUUUGUUGGGAUGAUGUGGGAGAAAGAAGAAUGUUAGGACCGGAACUUGUUCAACAGACUGUAGAGAAGAUACAACUAAUUAGAGAACGUCUUCGUACAGCUCAAAGAGUCAUGAGGUUUGGGAUUCGAGGAAAACUUAGUCCUCGGUUCAUUGGUCCUUUUGAGAUUUUAGAGAGGGUUGGAGAGGUAGCAUACAGAUUAGCACUACCACCUAAUUUGUCAGAAGUUCAUAAUGAUUUUCAUGUCUCCAUGUUAAGGAAAUAUGUUUCAGACCCUAAUCAUGUAAUUGAGCACUCUCCACUUCAACUUAGAGAGGAUUUGUCUUAUGAGGAGCAUCCAAUUCGUAUUGUGGAUAGAAAGGAGCAAGUGUUGAGAAGACGUAUAAUUUCUUAUGUAAAAAUUCAAUGGAGUAAUCACGUCGAACGUGAAGCAACAUGGGAGUUGGAGGAGGAUGCGAGGAAGAAGUACCCAUACCUAUUUGUCGAUACAGGUACGAGUUUAGGGACUAAACUCUUUUAAGGAGGAGAGGAUGUAAUACUAUGGAUUAUUAUUAUCAUUAUUAUUAUUAUUUUGAAAUUUAAAUAAAUUAUUUAAGCCCUU